AUAGACUCACGGUCUGAAACUACCUGGAGCAAUGGACAGGCGGCAAUGAUGGCGAAUCAGUCUAACAGCAAGAGCACGCACUUGACUUGAAGUGUCAUGCGUGGAAUGUUAACUGAGGGAACCAAGCAGAGCUCGGAAUUGCGAGUGAUGACAGUGCUUAGCGGCACCAUUGCAUGGAGUUAUUGCUCACAGGACUUAGAGCACGCAAGGGUGUGGUAAUCAAUAUAUGAUUAUGAUUUGGAAGCAGAUUGGAAUCAACCAAAACCAUUUCCAGGCAUCAGAGUGAAGGACGGCGAUUGGCUUCGUGUAAAGGACUGGAGGCAGUAAGAAGUAUCAGAUGAGAAUUCAAGAUUGGGAGCCCAUCAAGCAAGCCAAGGAAAGCGUGAAGGAAAGUUUGAAGGAGUUGGAAUCUACAACUGCUACUAGCGAAACUCCGACUGAAUUUUUUGAGAAUGUCAAGAAAAUUGAGGUUUUUGAGAAUGUGAAGAAUCUGAAGCUUAUUCCGAUAAAGUCAUCAGCGUUUGACGCCAAGACCGAAUUUGAGAAUGACGUUGCUUCCUUGUAUGUGAAGGAAUUGCUGGUAAAUCUCGUUAGGCAGUCUGAAUCUUGGCUUGACCAGUUUGAUGUAAAGAAAGCUGUUUCAGAAAAGCUUUGCGAAGCUCUUAGGAUUUAUUAGCGCAAGGAGCAGCCAGUCGCGCUUAAUAGUGAUAGCCGAGAAAUUCAACCAGCAACAAAGCAGUCGUGAAUAGUGUGGAUGACUUAGACCUGCAAAUUGCUAGUGUUGUUCUAAGCACUGGUUAUCGAUAUAAAGGAGGCUUGUUCGGGAAGCAAGCCGUUGCAAUGGACUAGAUGAAUGACCAAAGGGAGGAAUCUGAUCUGUAAAAAUACACGGACAAGGAAGUGAGAUCUACAUGGCUCUUCAAGCAACCACAUUUUCAGCACAUCUGGCAGAAAGAUCAGAGCUUGCAAAAGCAAUGAUAAACGCUAAUUCUUCCAGAAAAGAAAAGAGAGUCUCUUCCAUCAACAGUCCCUCGUUCAAAGACAUGUGGAGAACUGCACGUCUUGGCAUUGAAUUUGCUAUUACGGGCCGGUUUGACGGCCUGAAGGGAUCAGAAGCACUCAGAUCCUUGCACAGAAGGCGGCGAAUCCUGCAUUGCCUGGAUUAUCACCUCACAAACCCUCGCGAUACUUUAUAAAUAAAAAGCACUAUUCAUGAACAUAACAAUUUGAUUUGUGCUUGUCACUCCAAAAACAUUGUAAAAAAAACGAUCACGG
This is a messenger RNA of Marchantia polymorpha subsp. ruderalis, 1275 nucleotides long. The record is from the annotation of a GenBank genome assembly. NCBI's taxonomy places the organism in Eukaryota, Viridiplantae, Streptophyta, Marchantiopsida, Marchantiales, Marchantiaceae.